AUGAAUCCUGAUGACCGCGAGAAAACAGCGUUCAUUACGGAUCGCGGGACUUAUUGCUACAAAAUAAUGCCUUUUGGCCUUAAGAACGCCGGCGCAACAUACCAACGACUCGUCAAUCGAAUGUUCGCUGAUCAACUCGGAAAAACAAUGGAGGUUUACAUUGACGACAUGCUCGUCAAAUCCCUCCACGCUAACGACCAUGUCGACCAUCUUGAGGAAUGCUUCGCUCGGCUGAAUUCACAUAACAUGAAACUAAACCCGGCCAAAUGCAGAUUCGCCGUAGCAUCGGGAGAAUUCCUCGGAUACCUGGUGACUUAUCGCGGGAUAGAAGCCAACCCAAAACAGAUCGACGCGCUCAUCGGGAUGCCCUCUCUCAAAAACAAGCGAGAAGUACAAAGGUUGACCGGGAGGGUCACAGCACUCAAUCGGUUUAUAUCCCGAUCAACGGACAAAUGCUUACCCUUCUACGAUGUCCUGCGGGGAAACAAAAAAUUUGAGUGGUCAGAUGAAUGCGAAGACGCUUUCAAACAGCUAAAGCACUAUGUGGCAACUCCUCCAGUUCUCGCAAAACCCGUAUUUGGGGAACCUCUAUUCCUAUACAUAGCAGUAUCGGCAACUGCCGUUAGCGGCGUCCUAAUACGGGAGGAACGUGGGGAUCAGAAACCCAUCUUCUACGUAAGCAAAACACUCCUGGACGCCGAAACUCGUUAUCCCCUGAUGGAAAAAUUAGCGUACGCAGUCGUAACAUCGGCGCGGAAGCUUCGACCUUAUUUUCAAUCCCACACUAUCGUCAUCGUUACAACGUUCCCCAUCCGAACUAUCUUGCAUAGUCCGAGCCAGUCGGGAAGAUUAGCCAAAUGGGCCGUCGAACUCAGCGAGUACGAUAUAGACUAUCGCCCCAGAACGAGUACAAAGUCUCAAGUCCUCGCAGAUUUCUUGGUGGAGUUGCGAACCAAAGCCAUAACUAAUAAAGAGCCUAACUCAACUUGGCUCCUCCACGUUGACGGAUCGUCGUCGAAACAAGGAUCCGGCAUCGGCAUCCGUUUGACGUCGCCGACCGGAGAGAUCCUCGAACAAUCGUUUAGAUUAGAGUUCCACGCCUCGAAUAACGAGGCAGAGUACGAGGCCCUUAUUGCGGGAUUACGACUAGCCCAUGGUUUGAAGAUACGAAAUAUCCAUGCUUACUGCGACUCUCAACUCGUUGCAAGCCAUCAUAGCGGGGAAUACGAAACCAGGGACGGAAGGAUGGAAGCAUACCUCAAACUAGUCCAAAACUUAUCCCAGGACUUUGAUUCUUUCGCCCUGACCAGAAUUCCUCGUUCCGAGAAUACGCAAGCAGACGCACUCGCAGCCCUGGCAUCGAGUUCAGAUCCGGGACUUAAAAGAGUAAUCCCGGUAGAGUUCAUUGAACAUCCGAGCAUUGGAUCUCCCGUCGUCAUCAAUCUUAUUCAAGAUGAUAACGAGGAAGAAAUCGCAGUCGAAUCAGAAGAAACGCCAGAACAAAACGAAUAUGGCUGCGAUACGCCGUGGCUAGAGGCGAUACGAGCAUAUAUCAUCGACGGAAAAUUACCUCCCGAGAAGUGGGCGGCUCGAAAAGUCCAAACCCAAGCCGCCCGUUAUGUAACGGUCGACGGAGAAAUUUACAAAUGGAAAUUCUCUGGACCACUCAUGACUUGUUUAGAAGGACAUAAGGCUAGAAAGGUAAUGGAAGAAGUUCACUCUGGUUCCUGCGGAAAUCUUUCCGGCGGAAGAUCGCUCGCCGUAAAAAUAAAACGCCACUGGUAUUACUGGCCAACGAUGAUCGGAGACUGCGAAAAAUUCACACGAAAAUGUGAAAAAUGCCAGAGGCACGCUCCAACUAUUCGGCAACCUGCGGAAGAACUCUCCUCCAUUACGUCGCCAUACCCCUUCAUGCGCUGGGCUAUGGAUAUCGUAGGACCUCUUCACAAAUCCAAGCAAAAACGCUUUCUGCUGGUCCUCACAUAUUUCUUUUCGAAAUGGGUAGAAGCCAAAUCUUACGCAAGUAUAAAGGACGCACAAGUCGAAAAUUUCGUAUGGAAAAACAUUAUCUGUAGGCAUGGAAUCCCAUAUGAAAUAGUAACGGAUAACGGAUCCCAGUUCAUCUCUACCCGCUUCGAAGCAUUUUGCGAAAAAUGGAAGAUACGAUUAAACAAAUCAACUCCCAGAUAUCCGCAGUGCAACAGACAGGCAGAAACAAUCAAUAAGACCGUCCUUGACGGACUUAAGAAAUGCCUGGACGAAAAGAAAGGGAGAUGGGCGGAGGAACUCAAAGGAGUCCUCUGGUCACACCGCACAACUCCGAGACGAGGAACAGGAGAAACACCCUUCGCCCUUGUAUAUGGCACCGAAUGCAUGAUUCCCGCGGAAGUCGAAUUUCCCAGGAUCUGUAGACGGCUUCUCCCAGAACGGGAAGAAAUAAACAAUGCCAUGCUAUUGGAUAACCUUGAUCUCGUCAAUGAGCAACGGGAUCGGGCCCUAACCCGAAUCCAAAAUUAUCAACAUGCAGCUGCAAAAUACUAA
Messenger RNA from Raphanus sativus (radish), 2541 nucleotides. RefSeq lists its product as uncharacterized. The coding region runs from base 1 to 2541 and encodes 846 amino acids. The record is from RefSeq and is a predicted model, not a curated record. Gene Ontology annotation, biological process: DNA integration. The transcript has a single exon. NCBI's taxonomy places the organism in Eukaryota, Viridiplantae, Streptophyta, Magnoliopsida, Brassicales, Brassicaceae. Gene Ontology annotation, molecular function: RNA-DNA hybrid ribonuclease activity; nucleic acid binding.